Molecule: messenger RNA, 1545 nt
Organism: Daphnia carinata
Lineage: Eukaryota; Metazoa; Arthropoda; Branchiopoda; Diplostraca; Daphniidae
Gene: BckdhA
Product: 2-oxoisovalerate dehydrogenase subunit alpha, mitochondrial-like
Exons: 9
Coding region: 134-1444 (436 amino acids)
Biological process (GO): branched-chain amino acid catabolic process
Molecular function (GO): oxidoreductase activity, acting on the aldehyde or oxo group of donors, disulfide as acceptor
Source: RefSeq, a predicted model, not a curated record
UUUCUCAACCAUUUUUUCGCUAAAGCAAUACUUCUUCUGCUGCUGUGUUAUCAUUUAAACAGUUAAGUACGAAGCAUCUAUUUUCGGGAGGAAGUAUUUAGAGUUCUAUUUCGUAUUCCUGUUGAGCCUUAAAAUGUUACCCAUCCGGCUAGCUUGCUACGGUCUUCGUUCAGUGGCUGCCAACUGCAAACGAAUAAAUAUUGGUUCUUUUUCGAAGAUUACUCGAGAAUUUUCAUCUGAUGAACGGCCACAGUUUCCUGGAUCACGCUCCCAAUGGACUGAAAAGUUGGAAUUCAUUCGCCCUGACCUUUAUGAUGGUAUUCCAGUUUACAGAGUUAUGGAUCGCAAAGGACAAGUCAUAGACCCUAGUCAGGACCCUCAACUGCCCCAAGAUAUGGUCAUCAAAAUGUACAAGUGCAUGACCCAACUUAAUACCAUGGAUAGGAUUUUGUAUGAAUCUCAACGUCAGGGAAGAAUUUCCUUUUAUAUGACAAACUAUGGAGAGGAAGGAACUCACAUUGGUAGUGCAGCUGCUUUGGAUCCAAAGGAUCUCAUUUUUGGCCAGUACAGAGAAGCUGGAACAUUAAUGUGGCGAGGGUUCACCUUAGAUCAGUUCAUGAACCAAUGUUAUGGCAAUGUUGAUGAUGGUGGCAAAGGAAAGCAAAUGCCAGUUCAUUAUGGCUCAAAAGAGCUUAAUUUUGUGACCAUUUCAUCACCUCUUGGCACUCAGAUGCCACAAGCUGUGGGGGCAGCUUACUCCUACAAAAGAGCCCAGAAUGGGCUUUGUGUCAUGUGCUACUUUGGCGAGGGAACAUCCUCAGAGGGAGACGCUCAUGCCGCUCUCAACUUCUCCGCAACUCUCGAUUGUCCAGUCAUCUUUUUUUGCCGUAAUAACGGAUACGCCAUUUCAACGCCUUCCAAGGAACAAUACCGUGGUGAUGGAAUUGCAGGUCGCGGCCCAGCUUACGGUAUGCUUACUAUACGAGUUGAUGGAAAUGACGUGUUUGCCGUCUACAAUGCAACGAUGAAAGCCCGUCAAGUCGCUCUUAGUGAAAUGCGACCUGUUUUGAUCGAAGCAAUGACCUAUCGAAUUGGUCACCACAGCACAUCCGACGAUAGUACUGCCUAUCGUAGUGUAGAUGAAGUUCGCUACUGGGACGAGCGAGACCAUCCCAUUUCUCGCUUGAGAAAUUAUAUGUUGUCAAAGGGUUGGUGGGGAGAUGUCCAGGAGAAAGAGUGGAAGGAGGACUGCAAACGUCAAGUAAUGACGGCCUUCGCUCGCGCUGAGAAGAAACUUAAACCCAACUGGAAAGAAAUCUUCACAGAUGUGUACCAUGAAAUGCCCACCCACAUAACGGAACAAAUGAAACAGAUGGAAGAGCAUGUACAAAAAUAUGCAGAACAUUAUCCGUUGAAGAAUUUCUCGAAAGAUUCAAGUAUUUAGAGGAAAGCUUUGUGUUGAAAUACGACUGAUGUCAUAAAGCAGAAGAAAAAAUAUUACUAAUAAUAAUAUAAAUGUGUUGACAGAGAUAUACGGUACACACA